This is a messenger RNA of Camellia sinensis, 1474 nucleotides long. The record is from RefSeq and is a predicted model, not a curated record. Lineage: Eukaryota; Viridiplantae; Streptophyta; Magnoliopsida; Ericales; Theaceae.
GACAUUCACGAUGACGGGAAUUACUGAGUAUGCCAUCGCAGAUAUUUAUGAUUAUAUAGAGAAGCACAAUGAAAGAGAAUUUCUUUUGAAGUUCUCUGCUAUGGAGAUUUACAAUGAAUCUGUCAGGGACCUCCUCAGCACAGAUAGUUCUCCACUUAGACUUCUAGAUGAUCCCAAGAGAGGGACAGUUACUGAGAAACUCACAGAGGAACCUCUCAGGGACUGGAAUAAUGUAAUGGAACUCCUCUCCAUCUGCGAAGCUCAAAGACAAAUAGGGGAAACUGCCCUGAAUGAAACAAGCUCCAAAUCUCAUCAAAUAAUCAGAUUGUUCUGCUCGGCAAUUUCUAGUCAAGGACUACUUAAGCACCCUUACAGCUGCUGUGGAAGUGAGCGUGCAUCUCAGUCAUUAUCAGUUGGCACCAGGCUAAAGGAGGGUUGCCACAUAAAUUGUAGUUUACUGACCCUGGGAACUGUUAUCUGCAAGCUAAGCAAGGGAAGAAAUGAGCAUGUUCCUUUCAGAGAUUCUAAGCUAACUCGCAUAUUGCAAUCCUCGUUGGGAGGCAAUGCUAGAACUGCCAUCAUCUGUACCAUGAGCCCCGCGAGAAGUCAUGUUGAGCAAUCAAGAAAUAUGCUAUUGUUUGCAAGUUGUGCGAAAGAAAUAACAACUAACACUCAAGUUAAUGUAGUCAUAUCAGAUAAAGCAUUAGUAAAGCAUCUGCAGAGACAAUUAGCUAGGUUGGAGAGUGAUCUGAGAAGUCAAGGGCCCACCUUUGUCGCAUCACAUUAUUUGGCAUUACUGAGAGAGAAAGGCCUUCAGAUUGAAAAGUUGGAGAAGGAGAUGAUAGAUCUGACUGUUCAACGAGACUUAGCUCAAUGUCAGGUUCAGGAUUUGCUACAACUGGUUGGGGAUGAGGGACAUUCAAUGACACGAGUAGGUUUUAAUAACUACCCACGCUUGCUAGUUCGGAAGUCACCGGAAUUUGAAAAUCCAGUACCAGAGACAUCCUCUUUGGCAAGUCCUCACUCCUUGGACAUUGGUGUUAGAUCAGUCAAGAGAUCUCUUUAUUCUUAUGGACAUAGUGGGAGAAGCUCUGAUGAUCACUGCAUACAAAUUCUUCCUGAAUUUGAAGAGAACUUUGUGCCGAAUGAUACUUCUCCACAGCUGUUGGUCGGUGUUUCUAUGUUCAUCCGAAGCAAUUCUGGACGGAGUUGGGACAUGGGACUUCGGAGGAUUUAUGCAAGGAAGUUUGAUGCAUAGAGGCAGAAGAAUCGAAUAGAUCAUCGUCUCCUGAACAAAGCACUGAAAUCUCUGAAUCGAUGGAGGCUGGGAACGGAGACACAAUAGAUCAGGAGUUCGUGUCACCGCCACUAAAGGAAGAUAGUAUGUUAAGUUAUAUCCCCCAUUUCAUUGCUCAUUCUCAUGAAAAACCAUCUCCAUGGCCAUUAACAGAGCACAUGUCUGGCUCUCAAAGCU